GCUGCAGUUUAGAUCUGUUCUACAUAGUCACUCACAUCCCCUUGAUUAAUUUAAAUCAAUAUUGAUCGGGUGCACACCAUCAACAUGUCUUUCUGUCGAUUUUUUGGCGGGGAGACCUACAAGGAUCAUUUUAAACCAGGCAUGUACGUGUGCUCGAAUUGUAACCAUCCACUGUUCUCGAGUCGCUCCAAGUUUGCUCACUCAUCACCGUGGCCCGCUUUCACCGAGACCAUCAGAGAGGACAGCGUGACCAAACUGAUGGAGAGCCUCACAGCUUUCAAGGUUCUAUGCGGCAAAUGCGGCAACGGGCUGGGUCACGAGUUUGUAAACGACGGGCCGGAAGAGGGGGUGUCCCGAUUUUGAAUAUUCAGCCACUCUCUCAAGUUUGUCCCCAAUAAAGGCAAGGACAAAUAUUAAAGAGCGAGUUUUCUCUGUUGUACAUGGCCAGUAUGAGCAUGUGACGCAGCCAGGAGAAAGUCCCGAGAAGGACAUCCUGUCUGCUGAAGUAUCUCAGACCAGCCACUUACACACAACAUGGAUGCUGGACCACAUCAAAAUACUGCUUUAGCAAAACACUAUACCUCAUAUCUAAAUUCAAGCAAGUUAUACACCACUUAAGGUCGAAGGUCAACAAAUGUUUCACAUGAUCUAUGCACUCUAUUUGGUCCUAUGCACAGUUUUUUUUUUUUUAAGAUAAUUUUUUGCCAUUGUCAUGUGAAAUACAGAACACUUCAUAAACAACUUUUGCAAUUGCAUCUGUAAUUUGAGUGCCGUUUGCCGGGUUGUCCUCUAGAGGAAGCUAUUCCUCCUUCAUUAGCUUGAGGCUAACCUGAUUCAAAAGUGUCCUUGUACAAAACACACUACUUACGCACUUC
This is a messenger RNA of Syngnathus typhle (broad-nosed pipefish), 875 nucleotides long. RefSeq names its product methionine sulfoxide reductase B1b (gene msrb1b). The transcript has 4 exons. Lineage: Eukaryota; Metazoa; Chordata; Actinopteri; Syngnathiformes; Syngnathidae. The record is from RefSeq and is a predicted model, not a curated record. Gene Ontology annotation, molecular function: peptide-methionine (R)-S-oxide reductase activity.